CUUCCAUGAUUGUUUGAGGGAGGGUAUUUAAAUAUCGAGGUUAAAGUUAAGGGAACCACCACGACUGUGGGUCCUUUUGGGCCUGUUGGCAGUUUCACUUCGCUUUGGCGCCAAUGUACCCAGGCAAUGGCAGGAGCAGAUGCACCACUUGCAACACUUGGGUCAGAGCAUGGCCCGGGCCUGGGACGAGGCGCAGCAGGCGGCCCAGCGGGCGGAGGCCUUGCGGCACUGUGAGGCGGAGGAACGGCCCUGUUGGAGCGCCCUCUACGAGUCUCGCUACCAGACACCGUGCGCGCCCGGCUUGGUGUUCGAGGGAUCCUUCGCGGAAGCGCACGCGCAGGCGCGGGAGAAGAAGCAACUUUUGCUGUUAUGGCUCGAGAGCAGCGAGGUCCAACAGUGCGGUAACACGACCAGCUUGGAUCGAGAAGCGUUGGCAGGGGAGGUCUUCAAUGCAUUGGUCAAGGAGUACUUCGUACUGUGGCCUGGCGAUGCAGACCGCUGGCUGCUGCCAGUGCAGCUGAAGGAGAUGUUGCGCCUACGGACACCCUGCUUUGCUGUCCUGGAGCCACUCAGUGUGUUUGAAGUUGAGGUGUUUCCAUGGUCUGAUGCACGUGAGUCGGCCAAUGAGUUCCCCAUCAACUGCGCUUGGUCUUUCUUGGGCGCGCUCGAAGGAGCUGAGUUGACAGAGGGCGCUCUCAUGAGCUUCUUGGCCCAGCACGGCGACGCCGCGACCGCGCGGCGCGCGCGGCGCGAGGCGGCGCGGGAGGAGCAGCGGAGACGGUCGGCAGAGGCGAGGCGGUUGCGAGAGGAGCAGGACAGAGACUACGAGGAAUCUUUGCGGCGAGAUCAGGAACGUGGCGAACGAAAUGAGGCGAAGCUUGAUCCUGCCUUGGCGCGGCUUCGCGCCACGCGGCAAGAGCAUGCACAGCAGCUGAUGCGCCUGCCACGCACCGUGCAGAAGGAUGCCUGUCAUUUGGUGCUGCGCUUUCCGUGCGGACGCCGAGCAGAACGGAGCUUCGCUGCCACGCAGACCCUCUCAGAGCUCUACCGCUGGGCCGACUGCGCGGGGGAACUCGCCGCGCUGGAGAAGACGGGCGACCGCUUCGACGUGCCGGAGAAGUUUACGUUGGCGACCAGCUACCCCAAGGCCGUGCUCAAAGACCGCUCUAAGACCCUGAGACAACUCCACCUCACACCUUCGGCAGUGCUCACGCUUUGCCCGGAGUCCUGAGUCGUCCUUGGACACCCCCCA
Durusdinium trenchii is the source of this 1252-nucleotide messenger RNA. The record is from the annotation of a GenBank genome assembly. NCBI's taxonomy places the organism in Eukaryota, Dinophyceae, Suessiales, Symbiodiniaceae.